Messenger RNA from Hypanus sabinus (Atlantic stingray), 2667 nucleotides. RefSeq names its product potassium/sodium hyperpolarization-activated cyclic nucleotide-gated channel 3-like. Gene Ontology annotation, molecular function: voltage-gated potassium channel activity. Lineage: Eukaryota; Metazoa; Chordata; Chondrichthyes; Myliobatiformes; Dasyatidae. The record is from RefSeq and is a predicted model, not a curated record. Gene Ontology annotation, cellular component: membrane. Bases 1 to 2667 code for a protein of 888 amino acids. Gene Ontology annotation, biological process: potassium ion transport; transmembrane transport. The transcript has 8 exons.
AUGGAGCGAGGGGGCAGCGGGCAGGAAGAGGCCUCCCGGAGGGGCAGCAGCAGAGGAAGGGGCAGCGGGAGCUCCGCGGGUAGGACUCCCCCGGGUCGGACUCCUCCGGGGUGGGAGAUGGAAGAGAAGUCGGCGGGAGGGACUAACGCCCCGGCCCCGGCUCCUGCCCCUGCCCUCGGGCCGGGACGCGGUAGCGUACGGAGGGCCGGCGGCUCUCCGGAGCGGCCCCGGGCUGGCGAGGCCGACCUUGGCCUGGGAUCGAGCUUCAUGCAGCGGCAACUGGGCUCUCUGCUACAGCCCGGGGUCAACAAGUUCUCCCUCCGCAUGUUCGGCAGCCAUAAGGCGGUGGAGAUGGAGCAGCAGAGGGUACAGUCUGCGGGAGGCUGGGUGAUUCACCCCUACAGCGACUUCAGGUUUUACUGGGAUCUGGCCAUGCUGCUGCUGAUGGUGGGUAACCUGAUCAUCCUGCCAGUGGGAAUCACCUUCUUCAAAGACGAGAACACCCCUCCCUGGAUCGUCUUCAACGUGGUGUCAGACACCUUCUUCCUCAUUGACCUGGUGCUUAACUUCAGGACGGGCAUCGUGGUGGAGGACAACACGGAGAUCAUCCUGGACCCUCACACCAUCAAGAUGAAGUAUCUAAAGAGCUGGUUCUUGGUGGACUUUGUCUCCUCCAUCCCUGUCGACUACGUCUUCCUCAUCGUGGACCUGGAGACUAGGGUGGACUCCGAGGUUUACAAGACGGCCAGGGCACUGAGGAUCGUGAGAUUCGCCAAGAUCCUCAGUUUACUCCGGCUCCUGCGCCUUUCCCGUCUAAUACGAUACAUACAUCAGUGGGAGGAGAUUUUCCACAUGACCUACGACCUCGCCAGUGCAGUGGUGAGGAUUGUCAACCUCAUCGGGAUGAUGCUCUUGCUGUGCCACUGGGAUGGCUGCCUCCAAUUCCUCGUUCCCAUGCUCCAGGACUUUCCAGAGGAUUGCUGGGUCUCCAUCAACCGCAUGGUGAACGACUCAUGGGGGAAGCAGUACUCGCACGCCCUCUUCAAGGCCAUGAGCCACAUGCUGUGCAUCGGCUAUGGGCAGCAGGCCCCGCAGGGCAUGACGGACGUCUGGCUCACCAUGCUCAGCAUGAUCGUGGGAGCCACCUGCUACGCCAUGUUCAUCGGCCACGCCACCGCACUCAUCCAGUCCCUCGACUCGUCUCGGAGGCAGUACCAGGAGAAGUACAAGCAGGUGGAGCAGUACAUGUCCUUCCACAAGCUGCCCGCCGACAUGCGGCAGAGGAUACACGAAUACUACGAGCAUCGCUACCAGGGCAAGAUGUUCGACGAGGAGAACAUCCUGGGCGAGCUCAGCGUGCCUCUGCGUGAGGAGAUUGUGAACUUCAACUGCCGGAACCUGGUAGCCACCAUGCCGCUCUUCGCCAACGCUGACCCCAACUUUGUGACGGCCAUGUUGACCAAGCUGCGUUUCGAGGUGUUUCAGCCGGCUGACUACAUAGUGCGGGAGGGGACGGUGGGCAAGAAGAUGUACUUUAUCCAGCAUGGAAUAGUCAGCAUUCUCACCAAGGGAAGCAAGGAGACCAAACUCUCAGAUGGCUCCUACUUCGGAGAGAUCUGCCUGCUGACCCGUGGCCGGAGAACGGCCAGUGUGCGUGCAGACACCUACUGCAGGCUCUACUCGCUAUCUGUCGAUCACUUCAAUGAGGUGUUAGAGGAGUACCCCAUGAUGAGGCGAGCCUUCGAGACCGUAGCCAUGGAUCGGCUCAACAGGAUAGGCAAGAAGAACUCGGUGCUGCUGCGCAAGGGAGCAGAAGGCUCCAACUCGGGCUCCAUCAACCACCGGGACAAUGAGAUCAUCCAGCAGAUUGUCAAGCACGACCGGGACAUGGCGCAUAGCAUGCAGGAGCGCCAGCUGAUGAAUGCGGCGCAGGAGCUGCGCGGCAAACCGCUCAUCUGGGCGCCACUGGUGCAUGCCCCACUUCAAACGGCCGCUGCCACCACCUCGGUCGCCAUUGCCCUCACCCACCAGCACAACCUGCCCGCAGCCAUCUUCCUACCCCCGGCCCCGCUCCCCGUUGACAGUGCACAGCCCAAGCAAGCUCGCCGGCCCCCGCAGCAGGCUUCGGCAGGCGCCUCCCGGGCACAGACCCCGUCAGCAGGCUCCCCAGGGCCCGACGUCCCAAAGGCCCGGCAGCCACGAGCCCCCUCGGGCUCGGCCUCAUUGCUGCAACAGGUGGGGGGCAGCAGCCCGGCCCACAGCCCCCUCUCUGCCAAAACCUUCCACUAUAGCCUGUCCAGGGUGGCCGGUGUCCCCGGGCAGCCUCCAGCCGCUUCGCCCAGCCUCACUGCCCAGCAACCGGGCCAAAGGACUGGAGGCCAGGGCCUGAGCCAGGGGGCCCGACCCCUUUCUGCUUCCCAGCCUGCCCUGCCUCACAAGGCCUCCUCACUCCCAGCCGACCGGGAGCCAACUCCCUUGGCCCGCAAGUCGGCGGGCAACAUUGCCCAGCUCUCUUCUGCCUCCGUCUCUGCCCUGCUGGGCCGUGUUGGUGGCCCAGGGGCCCGUGGCGGGCCGACGGUCAAAGAAUCAGGACCGGGUCGGAAAGGCUCGGUUACCUUCAGCUCCGAGCCCGACGCGGAGAUCCCCAAACUGCCAUCCAACAUGUAG